AUGCUCUCCCAGGAAGUCUACUCGGACUUGCUGAGUUUCACAUUCGAUGGCCCAAAGCCUUACAACCAAAAUCAACCACUGUUCAUUGAUGCAGAGGAUCCUUCUCGAUCAUUUACCGCUGUUCAAUUCCGACAGCUGGUUCGAACUCUGAUCGCUGGUUUAAAAGCCCACAAUGUUCAGCCUGGAGAUUGUGUAUUGUUACACUUGGGAAAUAGUAUACUAUAUCCUGCACUCUUCUUCGGUAUCAUCGGCGCCGGCGGUGUCUACAUGGGAUCCAACCCCCGAAGCCACUCCCAAGAACUCGAUCACAUCAUCAGCCUCGCCGAGCCAAAACUCAUCCUCACGACACACGAGGCUCUCCCCGCCGUCCUCGAUGUCUCCGCUGCCCGCGGCAUGCACCCAGCACAGGUCUGCCUCGUGGAUGAGCGAUCCAUCGACCACUGCGCAAAACUAUUCCUGUGGCAGGAACAUGGAUAUUCAUCGACCGGAGAAAUCCGCGCAGUGAAUGUCGGCAACCGUCACAAUCAUUUCGCCAACCUAAUCCGCUACGGCGAAAGCGACUGGCUAAAAUUCUCCGACCCUGUCGUCGCACAAGCCACACCUGCAGCCAUGUACCCAACCAGCGGUACCGGUGGGCUACCCAAAGCAGCAAUCCUGUCCCACCAUGCGCUUGUUUCCCAGCAUCGCAUCAUUUACUAUGACGUGCCGCAUCCAGUCAGUCGGCUCAUCUCGCUGCCCAUGUUCCAUCUCUUUGGUGCGCUUUGGACGCAUCUCUUCCCUGUCCGCUACGGACAUCCGCUGUUCGUCAUGGCACGCUUCGAGAUCAAUGAUUUUCUGGCUGCUGUCCACAAGUACCAGAUCACAGAAACUUACCUCGUCCCGGCUGUCAUUCACUCUAUCAACCAGUCCACGGUCCCCAUCGGGGAGAUGUUGUCAUCGCUGCGCUACGUGGGUGUUGCCGGCGCUCCUAUUGAUGGUCACUCCAUGCAGCAGUUCCGCAGCUAUAUCAACCCGAUGGGAUACGCUGGUCAGAUCUGGGGAAUGACCGAGGUUGGUGUGACGUUCCAGACUCGUUGGGGCCAGCAAGGUGACCCGGGAAGUAUAGGCACCUGCCUUGCGGGAUACGAGGCCCGCCUGGUGAAAUCGGAUGGUGAAAUCGUGCGGGGCGAUUGCUAUUCGGGUGAGCUGUACGUCCGCGGGCCCGGUCUCCUCAGUGCGUACAAGGGCCGCACAGAUGCAUUGGAGCAUGGAUGGUUCCGAACGGGAGAUGUGGCGUACGUCAAGCAAGGCCAAUAUUACAUUGUCGGACGGACCAAGGAGCUUAUCAAAGUACGAGGAUGGCAAGUCGCUCCAGCUGAAAUCGAACAUGUCCUCCUGCAACACCCGGGAAUUUUGGAUGCCGCCGUGAUCGGCGUGAACACGGAUGGUGUGGGCGAGGUCCCACGCGCCUUCAUCGUGCGCUCUCGCGACCCAUCCAUACACCGGCUCACCGGCCAGGAAGUUUACAACUACGCACGCCUGCAAUUGGCUACAUACAAAGCUCUCGAUGGAGGUGUCGUAUUCGUAGAAGAGAUCCCUCGCACUGCCAGUGGAAAGAUCCAGCGCUUUCGACUUUCCCAGAUGAACUCCUACCGUGAGAUGGUGGCGUCCCUACUGUCCCGAUUCGACGGUGACGGAUCGGCUCUAGCCACCGCAGCUCGACAUGAACUCCCCGCUGCGGCUGAGCGGACGCAUGUCAGCAUCAUCCCCGAAGGACGGGUUGCAGUCUAA
Penicillium digitatum Pd1 is the source of this 1770-nucleotide messenger RNA. It is a transcript of the gene afeA, whose product is annotated as adenylate-forming enzyme AfeA. NCBI's taxonomy places the organism in Eukaryota, Fungi, Ascomycota, Eurotiomycetes, Eurotiales, Aspergillaceae. The record is from RefSeq and is a predicted model, not a curated record. Gene Ontology annotation, molecular function: CoA-ligase activity. Gene Ontology annotation, biological process: secondary metabolic process.